AUGAUUUUCUCUGCACGUCGAGCCCCUUUUCUGCUGGAAUUCCUUCCCACCUCCCUGUCCCCUCGCUUGCAGAGCUCGGGGAACUGCAAGACCUUCUCGGAGGCCGAGGGGAUGGCGGAGCUGGUGAGUCCCCCCUGGGCGGACGAGCUGGGCCCCAAAGCCGAGCCGAGGGAGGAGGAGGGGGCCGGAGCCUUCGCGCCGGGGCCGGGCCUGAACCAGGAGCGCGACAGCGCCGAGGAGGAGGAGGAGGAGGAGGAGGAGGAGGAGGAGGAGGAGGAGGACGGCGGCGGCGAGAAGCCCAAGAGGAGGGGCCCCAAGAAGAAGAAGAUGACGAAGGCGCGGCUGGAGCGGUUCCGGGCGCGGCGGGUGAAGGCGAACGCCCGCGAGCGCACGAGGAUGCACGGCCUGAACGACGCCCUGGACAACCUGCGCAGGGUCAUGCCCUGCUACUCCAAGACCCAGAAACUGUCCAAGAUCGAGACGCUGCGGCUCGCCCGCAACUACAUCUGGGCCCUGUCCGAGGUGCUGGAGACGGGGCAGACGCCGGAGGGCAAGAGCUUCGUGGAGAUGCUCUGCAAGGGGCUGUCGCAGCCCACCAGCAACCUGGUGGUCGGGUGCCUGCAGCUGGGCCCGCAGCCGCUCUUCCUGGAGAAGCACGAGGAGAAGUCCCCGGCCUGCGAGGCGGCCCUGAGCGGCCACCCCUUCAGCUACCAGUCGCCGGGGCUGCCCAGCCCCCCCUACGGCUCCCUGGAGACCCACGUGCUGCACCUCAAGCCCCCCCCGGCCUUCAAGGGCCUGGUGGACGCUCCGUUCGGGGCUCACCCCCCCGACUGCUCCACCCCGCCCUACGAGGGGCCCCUGACGCCGCCCCUGAGCAUCAGCGGCAACUUCUCCCUGAAGCAGGACGGGUCCCCGGAGCUGGAGAAACCCUACGGCUUCGUGACCCACUACCCCGGGGUGGGCCUGGCCGGGGCCCACGGGCACGGCCCCCCCUUCCAGCGCUACGAGAUCCCGCUGGACGUGAGCUACGAGCCCUUCGCGCCCCACGUGGCCGGGCCCCAGCUCAGCACCAUCUUCAACGAGUGA
This is a messenger RNA of Chiroxiphia lanceolata (lance-tailed manakin), 1086 nucleotides long. It is a transcript of the gene NEUROD4, whose product is annotated as neuronal differentiation 4. The transcript has a single exon. The coding region runs from base 1 to 1086 and encodes 361 amino acids. Gene Ontology annotation, biological process: regulation of DNA-templated transcription; nervous system development. Gene Ontology annotation, molecular function: protein dimerization activity. NCBI's taxonomy places the organism in Eukaryota, Metazoa, Chordata, Aves, Passeriformes, Pipridae. The record is from RefSeq and is a predicted model, not a curated record.